ACGGGGCAUAAAAAGACUAAUAUGACUAACGGAUCCUGGAUGCGUGGUACCCUUAUUUGGAUCUACAGGAAUGUAGACUCUAGCAGUUCUGCAGCUCUCCCAGCCUUUUGCCUGACACUGGAACUGCUGCUCAGAAAGUAGAAUCCUGCUGCUCUGUGGUAGGAAGGAUAGAGAAAGAACAUGGCCUGCAUUUUGAAGAGAAAGUCUGCUGUUGCUGUGAGUUUCAUUGCAGCAUUCCUCUGUCUGAUCAUUGUUCGUCUCACAAAUGAAGUAACUUUCCCUUUGAUCCUGAACUGCUUUGGACAAACCAGUGCUAAAUGGAUACCAUUUUCUAAUGGCCAAAGGCAGCCUCUGAGAACUCAUUACGGAUACAUAAAUGUGAAAACACAAGAGCCUCUACAACUUGACUGUGACCUCUGUGCCAUUGUUUCAAAUUCGGGACAAAUGGCUGGCCAGAAGGUGGGAGCUGAGAUAGACAAGUCCUCCUGCAUAUGGAGGAUGAACAAUGCUCCCACAAAGGGCUAUGAGGAGGAUGUUGGGAAGAGGACAACUAUAAGAGUGGUGUCUCACACAAGCGUGCCUCUCCUACUCAAGAAUCCUGAGUACUUCUUCAAGGAAACCAACAACACUGUUUAUGUGAUCUGGGGACCUUUUCGAAACAUGAGGAAGGAUGGCAAUGGCAUUGUGUACAACAUGCUGAAGAAAACUGUCGACAGCUACCCAGCUGCCAAAAUCUAUGUGACAACAGAAAAGCGCAUGAGUUACUGUGAUGCGGUGUUCAAGAGGGAGACAGGGAAAGACCGAGUCCAGUCAGGUUCAUAUCUCAGUACAGGUUGGUUUACCUUAAUUUUGGCUAUGGAUGCCUGCUAUGGAAUUCACGUUUAUGGGAUGAUAAAUGACACCUACUGCAAGUCAGAUGGCUUUCAUAAAGUUCCCUACCACUAUUACGAGCCAGGAAGACAUGAGUGUGAGGAGUACCUCCUGCAUGAAAAUGCUCCAUAUGGAGGCCACAGGUUUAUCACAGAAAAGAAAGUAUUUGCUAAGUGGGCCAAGAAGCACACAAUAAUAUUUACGCACCCCAACUGGACAGUGUCUUGAUACUGGUUUUCUAAGCUCUCUCUUAACAGCAUAUUACAAAAAUGUCUCAGUUUACAAUAAUUUUGCUUAUAUCUGGCUGGCCUUUCUCAGCCUAGGUAACACUAAACUAAAAACUAGAAGACAAAAAGAGUGAUGGUUCAGCUUUUAAGCAAAAUUAAUACAUCUGUGGAAGGCAGACACAUUGUUUGUUAUUUCUUAGGGUUUAACUCUCAACAGUGCACUUUAUACUUUAACUGGAUUUUACUUCAAGGCAGUAACAGUUAAAGAUCGAUGAGAUUUCCUGUAUAUACAGGUGCACACAGAGAACUUGGUGGUCCUUUAAAACUUGUCCAUAACCUUAAUUAAUUAAAAUUUGUACUUGCAGCUCAUUUGCAGUACUGCAGUACUAGUUCCUUUUGUGAUAUUAGUAGAAAAUUUCCACAAAGGAAAUAUGAGGAAAAAUACAGACUGCCAAGGUCUAUGCGUGAAUAAAUUUUAAAAAACACCUGAAUACAUUGAUACAUGUGAACACUUGCAUGUAUGGUAAAAUUAGAGGUGAGCUAAACAUGGUUCUUGAACUGCACAUAACUCUCACAUGCAAAGGUAUUAUUUACUCAAGGAUCCUGAUUAAUUAAUAAUUUCUGAAAUGCACCCUGGUCAGGCUGCACUAUCUUGGAUCAUGUCUUUUGUAUUUUUUGACACUGUUGUCCCACAGUUUAGCUCCAGCAACAUGGCAUUUAGCAAAGGCUGUGAUUUGCAGCCCAUGACAAACCUUUGGCUGUAGUACCGAGUCUGCUGUCGGUACCCAAGCUGGUUAGUGUAAAGUUAUCUCAUAAAGAUCUACAUUUACUCCAGUUAUUCCUGGUGAGUUGCUCCAACACUCACAUGCCAGUCUUGUGACAGAAUUCCUCAUGUAGCCACAUAAUUUGUUUUAAAACUCCAGUGUCUCCAUCUUUAAAAGGAAAGAUAACAACUAUCUGCCUCACAGGGGAAUUCUGAGGAUUAAGUCCAUAAGGCAGUUUCUUGAUAAAGAGUGCUAUAGAGCAUUUAUUAUUAACACAGAAACAAUGGUACUUGUAAUUUAUUCUUGUGUGUUGCAUAUUUGAAGACAGUGACAGUGUGUCUGGAUCUGAUGGCGAAUUGCUCUAUGCAUCUGCUUUCCUACUGAGGAUAAUUUGUAGUACUGAGUUCUCUCAGCUUGCAUCGCCUCAGAUGGAGUUGAAAAAACUCACCAUCUUGCAGUAUUAUCUGCACACUGAGAGGCAGUUCAAGAAUUUUAUAAUAUACUCAUCUCUAGUUGAAAUAUGUAUUUCCAAGCUUACUCUCAUGGAAAGUUUUCAACUGGAGCAGAUUCAUUGCUAAUAUGACCAGAGUUCAACUACACAUGUGAGUUUUAUUUAAACUAUAUUUAAAUUAAUGCUUUAAGUUUAGAAUGCGUCCUGUGAAUAUUUUAACAUCUGGAAUGUCAGCUUCAACACUGUAAUAGCCAAUACUGUGAACACUUGAAAGAAUUAUAUGUGGAACAUGACACACAGGGUUUACUCACACUACUUAAACAUUAACCAACAGGAAACUUUGUAUGCUUUUGUAAUCAUGAAAAGGGGAAAGUAAACAUCUAUUUUUACAUGUAAGUAUUUGUAUACUGAGUCUUUCCUAUUGUAUAUUUGUAUAUAUAAAUCUAUAUUUUAUAUGUUCAUGGCACAUAUAUUCUCUCAUCAGCAGCUGCAACCCUUACGAUGGUGAGGAAACCUCUUCACCAGUGUUCCCUCCUCCUGAUCAUUGGUUUCUUGUUCCUGUUGGUAGGUGAUGCCAGGGUAUCAUCUCUCUUGCUCCUUCUAUUUUGUGCUGUAAGUGCAGCUUUCUGAUUUUAUUUUUAAUAUAGCUCAGCUUUCACUGCUUACUUUAGUGCUGUAAGUGUUCAUGCUGGUUGUCAGACAAAGGCUGGGACCAUGCUUAUGAUCCUGGAUAAACAACUAUAUUCAAAUCCGGGCUCUGGCCCUGACUUCUUGGAUUACUUGAUGUCUCAAUUCCUGUUUGGAAAAGGAGAACAACAAUAUUUUCCUACUCCUUGUCUUGACUUUCUUAUAAGCUCUUGAGACAGAUAUUCUCAUUUGCAAUGGAUUUGCAUAAUGCCUUGCAGAAGAGGUGCCCAGAGUAUCUGAAGACUACAGGCAGUGGUGUAAUAUAAAAAUAAUUUUAAAUGGCUGCUUCUUGUCCCUGGAGUUUAAAAUCAAUUGUAGGCUAGUAUAGCAUGGGAUGAAAUCAAGAGGGGGAAGGGUCGUGGAAGGAUGAAGAGUUGUAGUAACAAAAAACUGUGAGCUAGAUUUUUAUCCAUUUGCAUAUGCAUCGUUUCAACUUGGAUGGCUGGAUAGAUGGAAAACUAAUAAAAAAUUGUAAUGCAGGAUUUGAAAACACAGGACACGCAGAACUAGGGAGAAUGUUCCACACAUAUUGUAUAGGACAUCCUGGGAAAACCUACAGCUCCCAUGUGGGGAGAGCUGAAAAGAAGAACAUCAGUCAAAUUAAACUUGCAUUUAGAAGGUCUUUGGGUUAAUAGAAAGUUACUAUGAAAGUGCUGCACUUUGAAGUGCAGUUGGGCUGGACAGACUUACAUGAAAAUUGUCCCCACAAAGCAUAAUCUUUCUCCCUAACAAGCACAGCAUAAGGAUAUUGCCUAAGUUGUGUUCAUACGCAAGGCAGUUUUUAAAGCUUAGAAAGUUUUUAAGAUAAUUAAGACUUGCCAAAUUGCCAUAAAUCUGUUGUAAAAUGUGUGCUUCAUACUGAAGCUUUUUGUAGAGUUCUUGCAUGCUGUAUGAAACAGUAUCUCAUGCAAAGGCUAGUAAGAAAAAUACAGUCCUAAGAAUGGUUAAAUGUAUAGCAAAAUUGGGAAUAUCAUUAGAGUGCAGUUGUCACAGAGCAAAGUAAGUGUUGCUCUAUGCUUGAAUUUGCAAUAAGAGAAGAUUUGCUUUUAGAAACAUUGCAGCAGGCUUCAUUCAUACUAGAGUAAAUGAAUGUCAGAUCCCUUAUUUACUUGAACUUGCCUUAGCAUAAACGAAACACAUAUUUGCAUGGUUUUUAUUAUAUGAGUGAGGAACUGUGACCACUGUGUUAAAGAUGAUUCCACAAAUAUAUUAUUUAAUCAAAAUCUGUUAAAAAUCAGCACUGUGGUAUGGAAGAAAGAAUUUCAGUACUUGGCUGUGUAGUAAGAGACCUUGAUGAUUCAUCUUCUGAGAGCAGUUAAGGCAUCAGCUGAGAAUCAUUUCUUCCUUCUUGAAAAUAAAGCCUACUACAGUUUACCUGAAUGUAAUCAGAUCCUAAUUGCUUAUUCAUGCAAGCAGUCCUAUUUUAAUCAACUACUCGUGUAUAAAACAAGCAGGGAGUUUACCUGGGUUUUGAAAAUACAUCUUAAUGUUGUUACUAAUAGAGGAAUACUCACAAACAAUUUGACAUCUUUUUUUAACAUCAGUCAGCUAAAUAGUGACCAAAGGUUUUCUUUUAUAAUUUAGUUAGUUUUCUGAAAUAUACUUUUUGAGGAAAAAAGGAAGUAAUUUAUUGUUUGGCUUGCUGUAGCCUUGGUUUUAAUGAGUGCUUAAAUUUUAAUACACUUUAUGUCUUGUGUUACUUUACCUUCUGAUUAAAUUUAUUUUUGAGGAAAAAAGUUUUAAAUAGGAGCAGAAAUUUCAUAGGAAAAAAAAAAAAACAAACAACAAACUUUUUGAUUGCCUAAUUACUAAUUCACAAGCAAUUAACUGAAUAACACAAAAAAGUGUUUUUUGCUUUUCCAGACAGACACAGCAGACAUAAUUCCAACCUUUUAACCUCCAUUGGAUGUCAAGAUAACAUCCUUCUGCUUAUACCAAAGCCUUUUCACAGAAAGAAAAAAGUAGUCUAUGUAUCCAGCCAGUCCCUUUCCAUCUGGGCUGGGAGACUCCAUCUGCAGACUGCUUGUAUUAGUUACAUCAGUAAGCAGGAAGGACUGAGGAAGAGUUCUACUUAGGAGCAGAUGGUGUUCCAGCUUCUGAAAAAUGCCUCUACAGUGCUUUAGGAGAGGAGUAUCCAUUGAUGUCUCCUGGAAAUGCUUUUGCAAAGUAUUCCAUUUCUUCAAAUGCCUUUAGCUCCUGUGUGGAACUAUUGUCCUAUCCUCUCAAGUAGGAAUUGCCAGCAAUGGGAAAACAUGCCCUUUACAGGAAAAAGUAGAUGCAAAAUCUGUGUUGUUAAAGAUUUCUAUAUAAACAAUACCAGGGAUAAAGAAGUCAGCCUGACACAAAUUACCUGAAGAUUCUGAUUCAGGAAUCUCUGAGGACUCAAUUCAAAACUAAUGUAAAUCACUUUUGCAAGUUCAUAACUACAGCACCCAUGCCAGUAAAAUCUUUGCACUCCUGGGUACUAAGGUAAGCAAUGUUUUGUCUGACAAAUACCAUGUGCACAUAAUGCAUUGUAUAGCUAAUGGAGAGGAGCCCAUCCAACACUUGGAGAGCUGAUGCAGAUUGUCUUUAUCCACCUGCUCAUGAACUGGACAGAGUAGAACUGCACAGAAAGAUUGCUGGAGGACAUUUCCAGGUAAGUAAAAAUUAAGCAAUCACUUGUUAAUUAUAAUGGGAUGGUGCCCUUAGAAAAUCAGAAGCACUUUACAUACUGAUGCUUGUCGUUUUCUGGUGCUUUUUUCUCCAUGUAUCUCAGAAAUAGCACAUCUUUAGUUGAACUCGAGCAAGUGUGGGUUUUGUUGAUGAUGAAUCUUAGGGUACCCACAACUCUGUGUUAGUGCCAAAGGAUCACACAGGAGCUGUUCGUGGGCAUUGUGAUGUACUGUGUACAUCAGAGAGUCAUGUAUUUCCUUAAGAAAAGGCCUGUUUUUCCUGACUAGGCAUAGUUCUUUUGAGGAGAAAGUGUUUCAUUUUCAGCAGAUGUGACUCAUUCUGUUUCUUCUUUCCUGAGAGGGUGCAGAGGAAUGUGAAUUGAUCAUGCAGGUCUGAAGAAUGAUAUAGUAAAUAGCUAACCACUAGAUUCAUAUAUAUUUUCUGGCUAUUGCUGUGAUGUGUAGCUAAUGACAGAGAAAAGCAAGCUUUUUUUAAACCUUGUAUUACAUAAGCUACAAAAGUCUCGUGUGGCUGUUCUGGAUUGGAGUCCCCUAGGCCAAUGCUCCAGAAAGGCACUGAAAGAGAAGGAGAGGGUCUCCACACAUUGAAACACAGGGCUUCAGUGGAAGUCAGGGUACCUGUGAGGCAUCCCUGGGCAGGCUCCCCCAGCUUGCCUGGGCUCCCCACACAGCCGCAGCUUUGGACGCUUUCCACCCCCAUGGGAUGAAGUGUGUUCUGCAGCUGAUUUAUG
Messenger RNA from Apus apus (common swift), 6405 nucleotides. RefSeq names its product ST6 N-acetylgalactosaminide alpha-2,6-sialyltransferase 3 (gene ST6GALNAC3). NCBI's taxonomy places the organism in Eukaryota, Metazoa, Chordata, Aves, Apodiformes, Apodidae. The transcript has 5 exons. Gene Ontology annotation, molecular function: alpha-N-acetylgalactosaminide alpha-2,6-sialyltransferase activity. The record is from RefSeq and is a predicted model, not a curated record. The coding region runs from base 181 to 1098 and encodes 305 amino acids. Gene Ontology annotation, biological process: oligosaccharide metabolic process; ganglioside biosynthetic process.